Molecule: messenger RNA, 3020 nt
Organism: Camponotus floridanus (Florida carpenter ant)
Lineage: Eukaryota; Metazoa; Arthropoda; Insecta; Hymenoptera; Formicidae
Exons: 5
Coding region: 861-2990 (709 amino acids)
Source: RefSeq, a predicted model, not a curated record
GGCCGAAUUCCCACUAAGCGCGACACGUAAUGCGCGACAUGUAACAUGCUCAGUGAAAAUUCGGCCUAAGACUGUAUUGCGCGUAUGUAUUUAGCAAACGCGCAUGCUUAAAAAGCACCUUCGAGAAGCUUUGAGAAGGUAUCAUGGCGGUAUAUGCUGGCAAGUAUUAACGUGUGAGCACGUGUAAGAAUAAAAAUUUCUUUUAUGGUGCGAAUGUAUGUGAAUAAAGCACUAAAAGUUGUAUAUUUUUGUAUACUGAAAAUUGUGUAUUAUAUGGGAAGGCAAUUGAGAUAUUCAAGCAUCUGGAAUUACUCGGCACAAUAGUGAAAUUUCUACGGAUUGUUUAAGCGUUACGUUGUUUAUCACAUCUGAAACGCUAUAUAACUUUAAGGACAAAUUUUCUUUGAUGCAAGUUGUGGCAACUGAAAAUUGUAUUUCAAGCAAUUGAGAUAUUCACAGGAAUUGCUCCUGAAAUUAUUAUCAGCACAAUAGUGAAAUUCCUGCGGAUUAUUUAAGCGUUAUGCAGUUGAUAUGCAUAACAUCUGAAACAUUAACUUUUAAGAGCUUUUUUUGAUGCGAGUCGUGGCAACUGUAUAUACAUACUGAAAACUAUAUUACAAACAAUUGAGAUAUUCACUGGAAUUGCUCCUGAAAUUAUUAUCAGCACAAUAGUGAAAUUCCUGUGGAUUAUUUAAACGUUAGUUGAUAUGCAUAACAUCUGAAACAUUAACUUUUAAAAGCUUUUUUUGAUGCGAGUCGUGGCAACUGUAUAUACAUACUGAAAACUAUAUUACAAGCAAUUGAGAUAUUCACUGGAAUUGGUCCUGGAAUUAUUAUCAACACAAUAGUGAUAUGCAAACAUGUCACGGGGGGAAAAAUUUAUAUGCAAACGUGCAAUUAGUUCUUCACAUAGAAUGAAAUUAGCGAAGUUGGAAACAAAAGUUUUAAUGGAAUCCUUUGAUAAACCAUCAAUGUCCAAUUCAACAUGGUCUUGCAAAAAUGACUUACAAAAUGAAAAUGAAUUACAAAACAAAAAUGAAUUGCAAAGUGAAAAUGAAUUACUACAUGAAAAUGAAUCACAAAACGAAAAUGAAUUUCAAAAUGAAAAUUUCACAUCUGAUAAUGAUACAAGUGAAUCUGAGAUAUCUGAUCAUAAUAUUAGAAUUUUGCAAGAUUUUACAAACAAUUUUACAGAAAGUAAUGAUUCGAAUAAUGAAUCAGAUCAAAAUAUUGAUUUUAAGAAAUUUUUAGCUAAUUGGACAGUUACAGAAUGUAUUUCACAUUCAUCAUUACGCUUAUUAUUAAAAGGUAUAAAACAGUAUGCAUGUCAAAAUUGUAGUUUUGAUAUUCCAUCUGAUCCAAGAAGUCUUGUAAAUACUCCUCGCAAUACUGAUACAGAUGUUUGUGGUAAUGGAUAUUAUUAUCAUUUUGGUUUGACAAAAUCAAUAUUAAAUGCCAUAUCAUCGAUUUCAAGAAAUAUCACUAAUAUUAAAAUAUCUAUAAAUAUUGAUGGAUUACCAUUAUCAAAGUCGUCACAACGCCAAUUUUGGCCAAUUUUGGGAUUCAUAGCUGAUUUUAAAAAAGUUUUUGUUAUCGGUAUUUAUUAUGGUACAGAAAAACCAACCGAUUCAAAUGAAUUUCUUCAAAAAUUCGUGAAUGAAGCUAAACUAUUAUGUAAAGAAGGAAUAAUUAUUAAUAACAAAAAUAUUCCUUGUAUAAUAGAUUCAAUAAUAUGUGAUGCGCCAGCAAAAGCAUUUAUACUGAAAAUAAAAGGACAUAAUGGUUAUUUCAGUUGCACUAAAUGCAUUACUGAAGGCAGUUACAUUAAUGGCAAAAUGUGUUUUCCUGAAAUUAAUGCACAGUUACGAACAGACAUAGAUUUUCGUUUAAGAAAAGAUGAAAAUUUUCAUGUUGGAUAUUCAAUUCUCUCAGAAAUUCCAAAUUUGGAUCUUGUACAUAAUAUACCUUUAGAUUACAUGCACCUUAUUUGUUUAGGAGUUACGCGAAAAUUAUUGUAUAUCUGGUUAUUUGGAGAACUUACAGUUCGUUUACGAAACAGAAAAGUUAAAGCAAUCUCAUGGCAGCUAGAAAAUGUAUUAAAAUUAUAUAUGCCAUGCGAAUUUGCACGUAAGCCAAGAUCACUUACUUUAGUAAAACUAUGGAAGGCUACAGAAUUUCGAAAUUUAUUAUUAUACACUGGUCCUAUAGCUUUGAAACCUUCUCUUCGAAAGGAUUUGUAUGACCAUUUUCUAGUGUUACAUGUAGCAAUUAGAAUAUUAUGUUCCUCAAAGUUACGAGAUUUUAUUGAUUAUGCUCACGAUCUUCUUAAACAUUUUGUAUCAUCAUUCAAGUUAUUAUAUGGUGUACAUAAUAUUUCCCAUAAUAUACAUGGACUAAUUCAUAUUGUAGAAGAUGCAAAAAAAUUUGGCACAUUAGAUUAUUUUAGUGCUUUUAAAUAUGAGAAUUACUUACAAACAUUUAAAAAAUUAUUGAAAAAGCAUGAUAAACCACUAGAACAAAUAGUUCGCAGAUACACUGAAUAUGAACAAAAUAAGAUCAAAGAGAACAAAGCAGAAGAAUGUGAAAUAACGUGUACUCAUUUUUUAGUAGACCUCAAAUCUACUCAUACAAAAGGUCCUUUAAUAGAAGGUUGUUAUAAUCCACAAUAUCGAAUAAUGAGAUGCUUAAAUACAACAAUACGUAUCGAUACUUUGGCAGAUAACUGUUGCCGCUUAAAAAAUGGAAACAUUAUUGAAGUGAAAAAUAUUGCUUACUGUAAAGAGCUUAAUACAAACGUUGUAAUAGGAAACGAAUUUUGUCAUAAAGAAGAUUUAUAUAAUAUUCCUUGCCAUUCGUCUUUUAUAGGAAUAUUUAUUAUAGAAAACUUAUCAGAAUUAAAGAUGUGGCCGGUAGAAGAUGUUGAAACAAAAUAUGUUAAGCUACCAUUAAUAAAAGAUAAUAAAUUUGCAGCUUUUCCAUUGUUGCAUUAAUUUUAAACAUAUUUCAAGAUAGAGAAAAAU